Molecule: messenger RNA, 1221 nt
Organism: Auanema sp. JU1783
Lineage: Eukaryota; Metazoa; Nematoda; Chromadorea; Rhabditida; Rhabditidae
Source: the annotation of a GenBank genome assembly
AUGAGAGCUUUAACUUUAACCUUGCUCCUUACACUCUUACCAUGUUUAGCACACUCAAGGGUCAUUCAGUUUUAUGUUGAACCAACACAGAAACUGAUGCCAACCUACUUCCAGCAAUUGGUUAUAGGAAACAUCAGUAAGAUUGAUCAGGGAAUAAAAAUGACGGCUUCAGUUACUAUUAUCUUUGAUGGUGGGUAUUAUGUGGUUGUCGAUUCUCCUUCCGCCACAAAUCUAAACGCUAAGGAAUUACUUUUGAGAGGAAUCGCCGCCAAGAACAUUUCUCCUGGCGAAGUCCAAUUUGUUGUGACAACACACGGUCAUCCCGACCAUUUUGGACAGGGAAAUUUUUUCCCGAAUGCCAGACACUUCUUCGGAAGCUAUGAGUACACAGAUGACAACUUCAUUAGCACCGAGUUGAGAGAGAAUAACACAAUGAAGAUAACUCGAAACAUAGAGUUGUGGAAUACUCCUGGACAUACAUCCCAGGAUGUCUCUGUGAUGGUUCACAAUACCCCAUGUUGUGGAACUGUUGCAGUUGUGGGCGACUUGUUUUACAACGAAGAAGAUGCUAAGAGUGGAACCGAAUGGUAUGAAGAUGCAUGGAAUCCCUUGAUUGGUCAAAUGAACCGAGAAAAGGUUCUUUGUUAUGCCGAUUACAUUGUCCCUGGUCAUGGAAAAGCCUUCAAAGUCACGCCAGAAAUGAAACAGAACUGCUCAGAGCCUCCAUUGUCUUUAAAUAUCCAAUUUGCUGAAACUGGAGAAACGAACAAAACGAAUAAAAUUGAAAUGACAACCUCUACGAUGAACAUAACGAUGAACAUAACGACUACCACUACGACUUCAACCGAAUCUCCAUUUACCACAACUCCCCAUGUUGUAACAGUCGACCAAAUAUUAGAGCUUCAAGCUCCGCUUGAAACCAAACCAUUGGAGGAUAUUGCGAAGAAGAUGGAAAAUUGGGAAUUUUUGAACGAUGAAACAAACCGAAUGCUUGAUACUUAUUAUCCAAAAGUUGAACUACCAGUAGCAUUGGAGCAGACAGCGAAGAAAUCUGACUCUGUGCUGUCAAACGUGAUUGAAAACGCUUUCAGAAAGUUUAAAAGCAAUGUUGAAUCAUUAGAAUCUGCCUGGGAGGCUAUUCAGAAAGGGCUAGGAUCAUUUGGAACGAACAAUCAGCAACUGAUUGAGAGCUCGAAGAAGCUGUUGAACACAAUUCAUUAA